AGAAAAUUGACGACGCCACCAAAACUUUUCAACACGACCUGGCACUGCCGCGCACGAUCACAGUCUCCGGCCUAAGUCUCGAUCAUUACAGUCUACAACCACAAUCACACAGUCUCCAAUCACAACUGCAGUCGCAGUCACAAGCGCAGUCACAAGCGCAGUCGUUCAUCCACUUCACGGAAGCCAUGUCGCUGGUUGUUGCGGUUGGCGCAGGGCUUGCCAUUGCCGUGGUCGCAUUUGUGGCCGUGCGCAUCAUGAGCAGCAACAAGAACGAGAGCGAGGAGGCCAAGUCCAAGAACAAGUACGGCGUCGUCCUGCCCAAGUUCAGCAGCAACAACAGCAACAGUGACACGAAUACGGCGCCCGUUCGGGGAAAGGAUGUGGCGUGCUCGCUCCAUUUCCAAGGCAUCGGCGGUAAGCCUGCAGGCCCUGCUGGCGUCGAGUCGCUGGGGAUGCUGCAGGACUUCGCCCCAUUCACUGCAUGUGUCCGCGUGGAGGACCCGCGGAGCGUGCUGGUGGACAACCCGGACCUCACCGUCUACUCGCUGUUCGAGGACGACAAGGCCGUCGUGCUUGUGGAGCCGGCGCCCGUGAGCAUCACCAAGGACCUCACGUUUGCUCGCACCUUCCACUAUCAAGAGCUCCGGGGAUCGGCCCACAAGCGCGCCGUCCUGCUCUCCUUCGCUGGCCUGCACAGCGCCGUCGAGGCUCUCAAGGCCGCCCACGGCUGCGCCGAGCCCGACGCCGAGCGUGCACUCCUGUCCCGCGUCGUCUUUGUGCACAGCACUGGCCGCUGCGGGUCCACGCUGCUCAGCAAGGCGCUUGGCUCUGCAUAUGGCGUGCACAGCAUUGCCGAGCCCGACAUCUACUCCGCCGUCUUCCUGGCGCUCAAGGAAGGCCGCAUGACACGACCAGAGGCAAAGCAGGUCCUUCGUGACGCCACUUUCCUCCUUGCAGCACGUGCCGGUCUUACCUCUGACGCAGGCAGCUCGACUGAUGCCACCAGCAGUGCCACUGCCGCGCUUGCUGUGAAGUUCCGCAGUUGGGUUGCUUUGGAUGCAGAUAUUGUCCACGACGCCGUCCCAGAGGCAAAGAACCAGCUGCAUGCUGGCUCGCUCGCGCGUGUGUUUGGCGAGGACGCGCACGGCCCUGCAGCGACAACCACGAGCAGCCGCAAGAACAUCCAGGAUCUCACCCACAACCCGCUCUACAUCCGCGACAGCGAUCUUGCACCCCUCAACGCCCUCCUCCGCAAGACCAAGCUCCCAGACACCACUGACUACAUUCUCCCAGGCACCCUCACCUCGUUCCCACCCCUCAGCCAGGCAGAUGCAUGA
Molecule: messenger RNA, 1337 nt
Organism: Salpingoeca rosetta
Lineage: Eukaryota; Choanoflagellata; Craspedida; Salpingoecidae
Exons: 2
Coding region: 186-1337 (383 amino acids)
Source: RefSeq, a predicted model, not a curated record